AUGUUCUUGUUCUCACGCGUCUUGGCGACGACGCGGAUGUUCUCGACGUCCGCGGUGGCACAGUUCCCGAAGCUCAAGUCACACUCUGGCGCGAAGAAGCGGUGGAGGUCGAUAGCGUCGGGCAUCUUCAAGCGGGGGAAGGCUGGCCAUAAGCAUUUGAAUGUGAACAAGGAUGCUGGACGGAAAAACGAUUUGAGCCAGACAGCGUACUCUCACGGGUCACAAACAACACGGCUGAAGAAGCUCCUCCCAUACGGUUCGCCCUGA
Trametes versicolor FP-101664 SS1 is the source of this 267-nucleotide messenger RNA. RefSeq lists its product as uncharacterized. Lineage: Eukaryota; Fungi; Basidiomycota; Agaricomycetes; Polyporales; Polyporaceae. Gene Ontology annotation, cellular component: ribosome; large ribosomal subunit. The record is from RefSeq and is a predicted model, not a curated record. Bases 1 to 267 code for a protein of 88 amino acids. Gene Ontology annotation, molecular function: structural constituent of ribosome. The transcript is spliced from 2 exons. Gene Ontology annotation, biological process: translation.